CCGAUGGAUGCUGCGCGGUCGCGCUGCCAUUUGCAGCCGCCGCGGCUCGCAGCGCGCCCCGCGGCCCCGGGAGCUGCGGCGCCCCGGCCGCCCCCCAGCGCCUGCAGCCGCCGGCCGGGCCUCCCCUGCCCCCGCCUCCUGCUGCUGCUGCUGCUCGGCCCCGCUGCCCCGGCGCAAUGAAUCCCCCCGCGGCCGGCGGGGAGGAGACGGGGGCGGCGGGCGGCGGCUGCCGGGGCGCCGAGGGCGGCGGGGAGGCGGCGGGCGCCGCCGGGAUCCCGGAGGAGCAGGGGCUGUCGGCGGCGGACGAGUCGCUGGAGGAGAAGCUGCGCAGCCUCACCUUCAGGAAGCAGGUGUCCUACAGGAAAGCAAUCUCCAGGUCAGGCCUCCAGCACUUGGCUCCUGUGCAUACCCUCAACAUUCCAGUCACCAAUGGACCUGUGAAGGAACCAAGAGCGGCCUUAGAGUGGACUGAAAAUGCUGUGAAUGGAGAGCAUCUGUGGCUAGAGACAAAUGUUUCUGGGGACCUCUGCUACCUGGGGGAGGAGAGCUGCCAAGUCAAAUUCUCAAAGUCUGCUCUGAGGAGGAAGUGUGCUGCCUGCAAGAUCGUGGUCCACAACGCCUGCAUGGAGCAGCUAGAGAAGAUUAACUUUCGCUGCAAACCAACUUUCCGAGAAGGAGGCUCCAGAUCUCCAAGAGAAAACUUUGUGCGGCACCACUGGGUGCACCGGCGGAGGCAGGAGGGCAAAUGUAAGCAGUGUGGAAAGGGCUUUCAGCAGAAAUUCUCCUUCCAUAGUAAAGAGAUUGUGGCCAUCAGUUGCUCCUGGUGCAAGCUAGCGUUUCAUAACAAAGUCACCUGUUUCAUGCUACAUCACAUUGAGGAGCCAUGUUCCCUGGGGGCUCAUGCUGCUGUCAUUGUGCCUCCCACCUGGAUCAUUAAGGUGAAGAAACCUCAGGUGGUCUCCAUACCAGGAGACGAGCCUGAUUGGGCAGGAGACUGGAGCCCCGAAGGGGAAACGGGCGUCUCCUACCCCUUUUGGGAGGGUUGGCAGAACUCCUUAAAGACUUCAACAAGGCGAAAGAAGAGAACGUCCUUUAAAAGAAAAGCCAGCAAAAGAGGAAAUGAUGAUAACAAAGGCCGGCCUUUUGUGAUAAAACCUAUCUCCUCUCCACUCAUGAAGCCACUGCUGGUUUUUGUCAAUCCAAAAAGUGGAGGGAAUCAGGGCACCAAGGUUCUCCAAAUGUUUAUGUGGUAUUUGAAUCCACGCCAGGUCUUUGAUCUCUCUCAGGAAGGGCCAAGAGAUGCGCUGGAGCUGUACAGAAAAGUGCCGAACCUGCGGAUCCUGGCGUGCGGCGGGGAUGGGACGGUGGGCUGGAUCCUGUCCAUCCUCGAUGAGCUGCAACUCAGCCCCCCACCUCCUGUGGCUGUCCUUCCACUUGGCACUGGGAACGACCUUGCCCGCACCCUCAACUGGGGUGGGGGUUACACGGAUGAGCCAGUGUCUAAAAUCCUGUGCCAUGUAGAAGAUGGAACCAUUGUCCAGCUGGACCGUUGGAAUCUCCAGGUUGAGCGCAACCCUGAUUUGCCCCAGGAUGAGCUGGAGGAUGGGGCACGUAAGCUUCCCCUCAAUGUCUUCAAUAAUUACUUCAGUCUUGGAUUUGAUGCACAUGUUACACUGGAGUUCCAUGAAUCCAGAGAAGCAAAUCCAGAGAAAUUCAACAGCCGAUUUAGAAAUAAAAUGUUUUAUGCCGGGGCAGCCUUUACAGACUUUCUGCAAAGAAGCUCAAGAGAUUUAUCCAAGCAUGUUAAAGUUGUGUGUGAUGGUACAGACCUGACUCCAAAGAUCCAGGAGCUGAAGUUCCAGUGUAUAGUGUUUUUAAACAUACCCAGGUAUUGUGCUGGCACGAUGCCCUGGGGGAACCCUGGUGACCACAGAGACUUUGAGCCCCAGCGUCAUGACGAUGGCUACAUCGAAGUCAUCGGCUUCACCAUGGCCUCGCUGGCCGCUCUCCAGGUGGGUGGCCAUGGGGAGCGGCUGCACCAGUGCCGGGAGGUGACGCUUCUGACGUACAAGUCCAUCCCCAUGCAAGUGGACGGCGAGCCCUGCCGGCUGGCCCCCUCCCUCAUCCGCAUCUCCCUGAGGAACCAGGCCAACAUGGUGCAGAAGAGCAAGAGGAGAACCUCCAUGCCUUUGCUGAAUGAUAUCCAUAAAGUGCAGUCUGCUGACCUGAGGAGAGUCUCGGCUCCCCCUGAUUCCUUCACUGUUCCUCAUUCCAUCCCAGAUCGCCUGCGGAUCAGAGUGAACAGGAUUAAUUUACAAGAGUAUGAGGGGCUACAUUACGACAAGGAAAAGCUCCGGGAAGCUUCCAUUCCCCUAGGGAUCAUAGUUGUACGAGGAGAUUGUGACUUGGAGACUUGUCGUAUGUACAUUGACCGUCUGCAAGAGGACCUACAGUCAGUAACCUCUACUACACAGAGAGUUCAUUACCAGGACCAGGAAAGCUCUUUCCCCAGAGUACUUUCUGUUCAGAGGCUCUCUCCUAGAUGGUGCUUCCUAGAUGCAACUUCUGCUGAUCGUUUUUACCGCAUUGACAGAUCUCAGGAACAUUUGCACUUUGUGACGGAAAUUUCGCAGGACGAGAUUUUUAUCCUGGACCCAGAGAUGGUAAUGUCUCAGCAGGUGGGGACGCCACCAGGAAUGCCUGACCUGGUAGUGGAGCAGGCGACUGGAAUAUCGGAGCGGUGGAACCCCACGGUUCGGAAGAGGAUGCUGAGCGACAGCGGCCUUGGAAAGAUUUCUCCCCACUACGAGGUACCUGACAAACAAAAGGACGCCAGCCAGACACACAUACUGCAGUCACCGGUUUCUUCAGAAGAUCAAGCACUUUUACAGGCAGUCAUAUCUGGUGAUCUACUGAAGUUCAUAGAAUGUUGUAAAAAAGGAGCCAAUUUGUUAAUCCAAGGACCUGAUCACUGCUCCUUAUUGCACCACGCUGCCAAGACUGGGAAUGGUGAGAUUGUGAAAUACAUUCUGGAGCAUGGUCCAUCUGAAUUGCUGGACAUGACAGACAGUGAAACGGGGGAGACAGCACUACACAAGGCAGCCUGCCAGCGCCACCGUGCCGUCUGCCAGCUCCUGGUGGAUGCAGGAGCCUCUCUGAGAAAGACAGACUCCAAGGGUAAGACCCCUCGUGACAGGGCUCAGCAAGCUGGUGAUCCAGAUCUGGCCUCCUACCUGGAGAGUCGACAAAACUAUCAAAUGGUUUCCCAUGAGGACCUGGAGACAGCAGUCUGACAUCUGAAAAUGUCCCAAAGGAUCCCUGGAAAUCUCGAGACUGCACCUGAGGCACUCGGGCCUCGUGUGAGGAAGAAACUGAUGGAACCCACGUGUCUCUCACUCUUGAGGAAAAUACCUGAGGACAUGCCACCAGUUUCUAAGGGCUACUGAGUCUUGCUGGGAAUGUUUAUGUUCCACAAGUUAGCCCAUGAUGGAUGAGGUGGGACGCUCAAAGGUCUGUGGAAUCCAUAGGCCAUGAAAAUUUACCUUUAUUGCUUCCAGCAAGUAGCAUGAACUUCUCCCAUGUUCAUCUGUAUAAUUUAUUAAAAAAAAAAAAAGGAAAAAAAGGAAAGAGUAAAGAGGAUGUGGGGGAACAAAAUCCAAAUGAACUGGUACAUUAAGCCACCCAACCAGGCUGUCCUCCAUCCUUGCAGUUUCCUGCAUUGCUUUUAUUCUCCUAUUCCCCUCACUUCUCAUCAGUUAAAUAUUACCUGUUAUCUCUGUGUUGUCUUCACAAAUGGUCAGGCAGUAGCAAAAUGUUUGAGGAGCUCUGGAUGCCCUUAAGAAAUAUCCAGUGUUUUUACCAGCUACAUUCCCUGCCCCGCCAUCCUCUCAGAAGCUGUGUUGUCAGGACUCAGCCCCCUACAGAGUUUUCUUGCUUUUGGAGGGGAUGCUGCUUAUUGCCUUGUUUCCCCGGGUUUGGGCACAGUCAUAUUUACAGCAGUGACAAAACCCAAGCUCAUCAUUGCUGGGCAUGCUGGGUUAUGGUAUCCUCACAAGACAGGCAUUUGUAUGGAAAGGAGCUCUAUGGGAUGUACCAUGCUGAAUGGCAGAGCAGAAAAUCACCAGGAAGAUUUCUCAUAUCACUUUUAUGCCUGUAAUGGCUGACCCAGCUCUUCUCAGGUUUCAGGCCUGCCUAGAAGUUGAUAGCUUCUUCAGUUCUUUACUUCUGAAAAGAUGGGUUUUACACUGGGGAGAGAUUUGUGCAAAGCUGAUGGAAUUCUGAUGGACUCAGUGACAGACCCAGUCCCCUUGGCAGCACAGCCAUGGGGAGGAAGGAGACCGGGAACAUCAGCAGCCAGCCUGGGCUCGCUGCUGCCAACAAACACAUGGGCACUGGCCUGGUCACAAUGGGAAUGGGAAAACCUCCUUUGGCUGAACCUGUAAACUAUCUGAUUGUUCAAGGGAGCCAAGGUUUGGGGAGUCUGUCCCUGGAGAAAGACAAGCAGCAGCUCUUUGCCUUGUUACCCACAAUAGGUUUGAAACAUAAAGCUUGGCUGCUGUAAAGGCCAGCUGUGUCUUCUGUAUUCAUCUGUUCUCUGUCUUAUAACCAUAAAAGAAGAGAAAGCAAACAAAUACACAGGCAUAAAUAAAAUGUUUCAUUGUUGGGUUUCCAAUUGCUACAGAUAUCUCAGUUGAUAAUAUAGCAGAGCUUCCACUUCUACUUUGUCAGACCAGUGCCCAUGAAGAUGCUCACGGCUGACUUUUGGCAUAACUCUUGCAAUACAUUUUUGAAUUUUGCUUUGUUAUUCUAUUUGAAAGAUCCACAACUGUUUGUUUUCACAUCCCUUGCUAGGGGUACCUCUCUGAUAAAUGAUGAUCAUUGGGGUUACAUACAUUUGGAAACCAUGAAAAUAACUCAGGUCAUUAUCCAGAUAAGUUUUUCUUCUUUGGUAGAAGUGGAGGAAAUCAAAUGAAUGCAAUUUUUUUUUUAAGCACGAGUGAUUGUUGUGGUAGGGAGGGGGGGAGCUGAAUAAUAUAUUUUAAUUUUUUUUCCUGUUUUCAGAAGUUCAUUUGAUAUGGGCAAAAUAUUUCUUUAGUAUUUCUUCCUCUGGAAGGAAACUAUAUAUAUUUGUAAUCUAUAGAUCAAUGGCGACAUGAAAUGUAUUUUGUCUUAUUUUCUGUCUUUACCUUUCUCAUUUAAAAAAUAAAAUAUGAAAGCCAAAUUACUUCCCUUGAUAAUUAUCCAGGGGCUUGUGGAAAAAAUAAGUAUGUGUAUAUAUUAGAACAGAAUUUGGCAACUGUUAAAAUAAAAACUCAGAAUAUAGUUUUGUUGUAUGUGAUAUUUCCAUAAGGAAAGGUCCUCACACUAUGGUUUCAUGGUAGGCCUUACACCAUUUCCAAGCUGUGAGAAAAUGCAUUAAUGUGAUAUUUGAUGAAAACAAGAAUGAUGUUAUCAUCACUUUAAUAUUUAGGUUUGCUUACUGGUCUGAGAAAUGGAGAAAUUUUCAAUAGCACAGGAGCUUGGCUUGUCCUGUGCUGAGGCCAAGCUGAGUAUGGCCACUGAGCCUGGGGAGCUCCCUGAUCCUUCAGUCCCAUGAAGCAGCUUGCUUUCAUCACAGGUAGCCUCCAGAGGCCAGAUGUGGGUUAUGAUAAGGGAGCUGCUUCUGGUCCCUCUGUCCUCAGUUGUCCUCCCCUUGUCAGCUCAUCCCUGUGCCCAGGAGGUGCCUGCAGCUGUGGCUGGCUCUGGAGCAGCUGGUCAGGAUGGGCAGAUUUCCUGAGCAAUUUUGUGCCAUUUGGACUGCUCAGAGCAUGCGAGAGAGCGUGGCUUGCCUUUCUCACUGAAAUCUGGAGUACAAUGAUCAGAGUGAGCUGUCGUGUCUCUGGAGAGCUGCCUGUGCUGUGUGAUAAAACAACCCCCAGCACUCAAGGUAGGGCAGGAAUGGGCUGGAUGUGGUGCCUUUGAUGUCCAAUGUGUCCUGAAGCACUGAACCUUUGAUGCACUAGGUACUGCUGAUGUUUGGUAUCUGCAGGUAACAGAACAUCUGUUGCUUGCCACAAUGGCUCAUGUCCGGCAAGGAAUAUCAGAAGCUGGUUCACUGAGGGCAGUUUGGGACCAGGCCCUUUUCAGGUGUGGUGGCAUUACAGAAGCAGCAGGCUCUGCAAUAAAGGUAACACAUUUGUAUUGAAUCUCUGGAGCACUUGGGGUCUAGCUUAGUACAGUACAGCUGUGCCUGCACUGGGCAGGGCCCAAAUUCCAGUGUGCAGCUGGGAGUCCACUUAAAUUACAUGCAAAGCAUUUCAAUUUACUAAAGCAUCUUUGUUCAGUGGCUGUUAAUGUGUGUAUAUUACUAUAUAUAUGUAUAUUUAUAAACAUCAGUAUGCAUGUAUAUAGGUGCACACAUACACAUGUAAGCGCACUUGAAAUUGUGUCAUUUGAAUGAUAAAGCCCCUAGGGAUGCUCAGCUACUGAGAUUGCUGGACUGAGAAAAUGUCAUUUUCCAUUUUAAUUUGUUAUUAAAGGGAACUUUUUUCAGUAGGACUGAGGAGCUCCCGAAUCGUUCCGUUGUACUGGUUUUACCAUCUCAUUUUGGAGCUAAAUGGAGGGAAAGUAUUUAUAAUGUUGAUAAAAUAAACCUAAUUUUGUAAUUUAAUAGCAUCAAUUACUCUUAUUAUUUCAUGUUUCAAUGCUAGAGAUACCUUAUUUGUGUUAUUCAAGGCAUGAUGAUGUCAUACAUUUUUUACUUAUUAUAGCAUAGAAUCUAAGGCAAUGGACAGGGGCACCUUGCACUAGACCAGGCUGCUCAGAGCUCCAUCUAAGCUGACCUUGAACACUUCCAGGGCUGGGUCAAUCACAACUUCUCUGGGCAUCCCUCAGUACUGUAAGAUGUGAGGCUGAGUUUUUGCUUGUGUAAAACAGGGGUCCAAGGCAAAUUUUGCCUGUUACAAAACUGGUUUCAGACUCCAGUGGAUCUUCCACCAUUUCAUGUGGUGUCUGUGUUUUAGCACUUUAAGAUGUCUGUAGGUGUUUUUACUGAAAACCAAGGUGUUUUCACUCUUGUUUUUCUCCAGCAGCUGUAGAAUUGCUCAUGGUGCUGUAGCCUGGAUUCAGUCUACAUGAGAUGUCCCCUGCUCCAUCAGGACUGUCAUACAGACGGACCAGAGACAAAGAAAAUAGUACAAAAUUAAUGUUUUGUACCCACUGAUCUUCCCAGGUGCAUUUGCUGAGCUGGUACGGUUGUGUAAGGAUAGAUGGAGCACAUAGUUUUUUCUGGUGGUGUUGUGUGGCUGUGGGAAGAUUGUUUCACUGAUAUUUCAUGGCUCUUUGGCUCAUUUCUGUCUUUGUCUUUGCUGUAAAACAUAUGGUAGUGAAAUUUUCUGACACAAAUUCAUCUAGAAGUUGGCUGCUUCCCGUUCAGCCAUCCCAGAUGCCUUCUGUGGGAUUUGCUUAUGUGUUGACCCUUCCAGGAUGACCAAAGUAUGACAUGAUCUGUCUCUGGGAUAUGAAAUGGGAAAGAUACAUUGGUAGCCUCAAGUUUUCUGGGAGUUUAAUAGCACUCAAGAAAUGUAUGGCACGCUGGAAAUUUGAAUGCCUUGAAAAAACUCCAAGGAAAUUCUGUCCUUGUACACUGUGUACUACAACAAAAAAAGCAGCUCCUUGUGCUGAUCCAUUUGAGGUGUCAUUUUCCUUUCCCCACUUUUUGCUUCUUUUGCACCAAACUAACGUCUAUAGAGAAGUAUUUUAUAAGACUUGUUUUUAAGAUUGCUAAAAGUAAUAUUUUUGACCUCCAUUUUAUCUAAUCUUUUCCAUUCAUAAAAUAAUGUUUCCUCUUAUUUUCCUCAGUGAAUCUGAGUCAAAAUUAAGCUGGGUUAUUAACUUCCUAAUUAGUCUAAAACAUCAAAUGUAUCUUUGGACAUUUCAGCUGUCCUGGAAACAGCUUAUAUUCCUGUGCCUUUCUGUAUGCAUGUGAAGCUAUAGGGAACAGUAUUAGAGUGCUCAUUGUGGUACUCAUCAUCUCAUUUUCCUUUCUUUGAAGAUAUAGGAAACAGUAUUAGAGUGCUCAUUGUGGUACUCAUCAUCUCAUUUUCCUUUCUUAACAACUAUUUUUUUUUUAGCAGCCUUAAAUUCCAUGAUCUGCCUGCCAAAAUCUGCUGAUUGCAACAGCAACUCAGUGAUGUGCUGCAAGCUACUCCAGGUGGCCAUGGCAAGUGACCAUGGCUGCUCUUAGUGCAGGUUCUGCCAUGGCUUUGGACUUUUCUGGAGUGAGAUCCCCUGCAGGUAUUAGAGCUCAGGAUUUCCCCUCCCUGGCUGUUCCCAGCACUGCUGCCCGUGGUGGUGCCCACAGAGGGUGAUGUUCUACCAUCCCCUGUAAAUGUGCACUGCAGCAACACCCCCUACCUUGGCCAAGGAAUUUCCUGAAGCCAUUUGUGCAAAAGGGGAAAAUUCCCUCCCUGGGGCCCUGAUCACACCAGUAAAUUCAUUACAUUUGACUUCAGUGAUUAGGCAGGCUUGGAGCUGAAUAACCUUACUGUAUUCAGCCAUCAGAGUGCAUCUUGUCUCCUGCCUUAUUUAUAAGGUGCCACAUUCCAGUCUCAGCUGCAGUUUCUUGUUUCCCUGACUGAUUUAAAAAAAACAACAACAAAAAAACCCAAACCAAGAGACAAAAAACCAAUCUAUCCUUUGCAGUACAUGUGUAUCUAGUUACCCAGAGAGUGGGGAAGGCAGGAAGAUCAUUUAAAAAUCUCCUCAUUCUGAUGUAGCACAUCAUGACUUCCAAAAUCUGAGCAAGGAGAAGCCUUGCAACAAAAGCAUUUGUUUCAAUAUUAACACAUCUAUAUUUCAGGAAAUAAUUUGAUGCUAAGCCUUGUUAAAACAGUCAGCUUAGGCUCUUAGAUCUCCUAUGUGUCAGAGAUUUGGGGAAUCUAAGGAGGCAGUAAUCCUCUUGACAGGCACAUAAAUGUAGGUGAAUGCUCAAAAAGGCAUAAAACCACCUUUCUUCAAAAAUCUGUUUCUAUUUUGCCACCCUCAUCUACUAGAAUCAGAACCCUGAUUUGGGAAUGCUGCUUCAGAGUUCAGCAAUAUUUUAACAGCCUCAGCAUUCAUUUGCAAAGUGUAUAGAAGCUGUAGCAUUUUGAAGUGCAAGAAAAAAAGCACUAUUUCUUUGAGCAAUAUAAUAGUACAAAUGUAAUUGCCUCAUCUCUUGCCAGCCUCCUUUUGCUGGUGAAGUGCCACACCUGGCUCUUCAAUUAGUCCCUGUCUGGGAGGCUGCUUGAUGUGUAGCCCAGCGCUCAGUGAAGUGUGCACUGUGGCAAUCCAGUGCCAAAGUGCUGCUGCAAUUACCUAACUACUAGCACAUGAAAUUCUUUUCUUAGUGUUGCACUUCAUUUUAAUGAGAAAAAUGCCCUUCUGAUUCCAGCUACCUUGGUGACCUUCGAUUUCCACUCUUUCCCUCAAGCUGUGGUCAAGAAGAGGUAGAAGGUAAUCUCUGUUCCUACAGAAUCCAAAUCCUGUCGAGGAACUCUACAAAUCACUUAGGUUUGUAGGUGUGGAGAAGAAGCUCAAGAAGCUCUUGAGUCUGAUGCAGCAGACAUGAGUGAUUUCUACUUGGCUAAUUAGGCUUUAAUAAGCAGCCCCACUUUUCUAGGGCUGCUUUUCCUGUGUGACAUUCACAUAAAAAAAUGAGAGAUGACAAAAUUAGAAAAGCAAAUUAAGCUGGCCCCUGGGAAUGGGGAAUUCUAAAGAUUGGCUUCCACAUACAUUGCUCUUUUCUAGAUGAGGAGUUGCAAUGCUGUAAUGAGUAAUUAUGUAUCAUAAUUAGAUAUAGCUAAUUGUAAUAGUGAGGUGGGUGCUCGCUGUGUCCAAUAUUUAUGUCACCCAGAUGCAGAGGUAUUCCUGCCCCUGUAGAGAUCACCAGACAGCCUGGAGGGGGAACAGCCCUCUGUUUGCAAAGCUUGAGGCUUUGUGAAGUGAGACGUGAGCCCCAAGGUGAGCAAGGCCACCCCUCCCUGCUCCUCAGCCAUGCUGGGGGCUUUCCUUCCAAAUGGAUGGAGGCAAUGCCACAUCAAAAUAAAUGUUUGCUGUAGGUCACAAAGUGAAUGGAUAGCUGUCUUUCUUCUCAUGUCCCCUGCUUCAGCCCCUUUCCAGUGACAUUUUUUUUACUUUUAUCAGAAUGGGAAGUCUGUUAUGUGCCUGUAUUGACAGAAGUUGGGUGCAGUUGUGGUUGUUGUCUGUGGUCUUGCUACUGUUCUAAUGCCUUCUCUUCAUGGCAUAGGGGAGAAGUACAUUCAUGUCAAAGCUAAGGAAAAAAGUGACCUUGCUGGCAGCUAAUGACAGGAAGGAAAUAGAAAAUAAUAAUAUUUAAAUUUAAUUUUAAAUAUUCUUCAGUGCUCUUUGCUUUUUCUUCAUUUCCUCUCCCUUUUUGAGUUUCUGUACUGAGGCCUUUAAUCUUUCAUCACCUCUUCUUUCCUUAGUUCAUUCUACCUUCAUUUUUGGCUGGAAAGGUCAAAAUCCUGCUCAUGUGCUUACCCUUGGGACACUUGUGCUUGACCAGUCACAUAUGGUUGGAUCUCCUCUGACCAUGUACAGACAUGGGCAGGGAAUGCUGAAAUUCUCUGUACCAGGAAUGAGCUGGAUGUGCAGCACUAAAGGCUCCUCUGAGGGCAGUUGUAAUGCCCAAGUUGUAAUCUCAGGAUUAAACAGAUGGGAAGUAUGAUGGACUUGGGUUUUUCAUGCCUGAGGGCUCAAUUUCAGCCUUUCCAGACUUAGUUUUAAUAUCAACAGGAAAAUUCUUACUUCUGUAAUUUUUUUUUUUUUUUUGCCUAGUCUCAUGUUUCUUCCCUUUGUGAUUUUCCUGUUAAAUAAUCUUUGCCUGGGCAAACGCUAUUGUAUUGCACUGUGCUUGUGCUUGCAGGAAGAGGCAGCUGCUUCCAAGUGGCAAAGUGAGUGUCUCUCAUGCAAAAUGGCUGGCUUUGCUACUGUACAGCUUUCUGCUCAGCAUGUAGCUCACAGAAAUCACAGGGACAUGGCAGGGGCUUAUCAGGAUUUUUCGUUCCCUUUACAUGUCACUGCAGAGUGAUUCUCUUCCAUCUGCCUCCUUUGAUCAUGCAACAGCUUUGGGAGGAAAGAAAAGAAGUGGCUGAGCCUUCAAAGCACUGAGCAGCUCUUGGGAGCUUUGUCUCUCCCUUGCUUGCUGCUGCACCUCACAGAGCUGGGAAAGGGGAAGCAGGGCAUGCUUCAUGUGCAGAAACAUCCAUCUCUCACCUCACUGGCAAAAGUAACAACUCUUUGAAGGUCCCUAUUCUGACACCCCAGCAGUGCCAGGUAGGGUGUAAAAUACACAUGGACAUCAGCAAGCCUCUAGGAGCUGACUUCCUUUCUUAAGGGCUCUUCCAGGCUCUUUUUGAUUCUCAUCCUGGUGCCUCAGGAUAGGGAUUCCUUCCUGUGUCUUCCCAGAGCAAUCACCCUGAGGAUGCCCUUUGUAAUGGGUGCCCUCAUACCGUGUUUUACAUAUGCUCUGUGUCCUGCAACUCCAUUAAUCAAGAGUUAAAAUCCCUUUCAAAAUGGACUUAGGAGCUUGGCCACUGUCCCACCAGGGUGCAGUGCACUGGGGAGAGGAAUAUGGAAUGGAAUAUAACUGCCAACAUUUCUCUGUAGAAAUCCACUCAAGGUGAAAUGUGCUUUCACAGUGGGAAAUGGAGGUUAUUUUUCUCCUGCCCACAUUGCUUUGUGUUGCAAACCCUGUGCCAGUCAUUUUGGAUGCAGACAGCUUUUUGGAAGCAGGAGGCUUUUGAAAGAUUUUUGCAAGUCUGGCCAAUGAUGGAGCUGAGGACUUGUGUUCUGCAGCUCCCACACAAACCUUCUGGCAGUCCGUGGAGGUUUCAGUGUCCUCUCUGAGUCAGUGAGCAGAAUAUUUUGCUACAAGCUACAGGCCUGUCUUUGUGCCACUGCUCUUGCUGCUUUGCUUCUGCACAGCUUUUAGAACAGCUCUGGUUUUGCAGUCUUGCACUGGGAAAAAUCACAGUGGUAUGGGGAAAAUCUUGCUUUUCCUAUGGACACAAACACUCAUCAUCUGCAGUUUUGUGCCAAUGAAAAUGCAAUGUAUGUAAAGACUCAGCUUGGUUGAUGAGGCUGUCACAACUAGCUCAGUGAGGAUUUAUUUUCAGCAAGACCUGACUUCUUGUUUUGCUGCAAAACAAAGAAGAUCAUGCAAAAAAUAAUCACUUGGCUUAAUGGUAUGCUUCUGUCUUAUGAUAGUUAACAAGUUUAACUGUGUGCCACGUGGUUGUGGCACAGAACAGGGAAAGCUUUUGCUUUCAGAAUUUAUCAGAAUUCUCUCUGGAGGUACUGAGGUUGAAGAGAUAGGGCCAAAGGUAGCAAAUCAAGGCUUUGAGGUUGCAUUACUGGCACUUCCAUUAAAUCCUUUUGGGUAAAUCAUUUAGCCUUACUGUGCCUCAGUUUUCUUAGCUGUAAAAUGGGGAUAAUAUCAUCUCCCCACACACAGACAGGUAAGGUUUUUUGUGUUACAAGCCUAAAUUAUGCUGUGUAUUAACUAUUUUUGAAUUGUAUGGUUUUGGGUUUUAUUUUUGGUGGUUUAGAUUUUUUUUUUUGUUUGUUUUGUGUGGUUUUGUUUUUUUUAAACAUUUUUUUCAUUGUGCCUUGUAAUGUUAUUCUUAGCAUCCUGCUUCUUUUGGACCCAUUUUUUACUCCAGACAGUGAGAGCAGCCCUGUCCCAUGCUUUUUAGUUUAACUGGUUGAGAUAGUAAAGAGGGAUGGAGAAUGAGACUUCUCCAAUUAGCUAUUUUGCACUUUUCAUGCUUGAUUUCCAUGUUUGAGCUAUCUUGUAUUAAAUGUUGUAACUCAGGUAAUAUUUCAAGUCAAUGAAAGCAUUCAGGUGGUUUAUCUCUCUUCAGAGAAGAGUAUUUUGCUGAAUUUUAGAGCAGCUUUAUUCCAUCACAUUGACUUCAUUGAGCACAGAAUGUUCCCUUUGGGAGUGCCCAUCUCAGAAAUAACUCUUUCUGUCACCCCUCUGCUAUUAUGCUGGUAUGACAGAAUAUUGCCUAAGAGUCCAGAAAUCACCACUUGGGUUUGUUUAUGGGAAAGCUUUCUGAGGAAUGGAAAGGAACAUUUGAGGGAACAGAUUCUCUGGCCUUCAUAUUAAUAUCUCCUCUGGCCACCUGGCAAGUGGGAGAUGAAAACUGGUAAAGUACAAGGACAAGUGUUAGUAAAGAUUUAGGGAACUGGAAGUGCCUCAUGCAAAAGGGAAGAAGGCCAGAAAGGAGUCAUCAAGGCCAGGAAGGAGUGGGAUGGUGCUGAACAGACUCUUGAUGGAAAGGCUGAGUUUCAUCAGGCUAUAUAUAUAUAUUGAUAAAUGCAUAUAUAGUGGUGUUUCCUGGAGAUGGUGGAGACAGGACAAUGGGCAGAUUUUGAUCUCCUCUGCACUAGCAUCACUCCUGGUGAACCAAGAAGUGACUGAGGUCAAAACCUGGACCAUUCCAUGAUGUGUUUGGCCCCCUGAACCGAGCAGUACAUUCAAAUAACAAAUGAGCAUUUUUAACCUACAUUUCGUGGGCAUCCAGAGUUCCAGCCUUUGUAUAUAUCCUAUUAUCUGAAUCCACAUCUGUUCCAGGAGUUGUAAUAACAUCUCAAAGGGCUCUUUCAUGCUACCUGACCUUGUGCACAAUGCACGGGAACAUCUCGAGGCUGCCAGCCGGCAGAAGGGACCCCAGGCACGCUGCAGUACCAUGAAUGGAGGAUAUGUGUUUAACAGAGAACCAAGGCGCAGGUAAUUUAAUCACCAGUGAGGGAGAGCACAGGAAGGAGGAGGAGCUUUUUGUAACAAAGUAAAAAAGUAUUUUCUUCCACAAUUUUCUUGCAUUUCCUAUUUAUACAAAGUAUCUUGAUCACUGUGUUGCUAACUGAGGAGAUUUUAAACUGGGGGAAGGAAGAAAUAUGUAUACAGUGAAAGAGCUGGUUGCUGUUCCUUUUGGACACUUUUUCUGUAUUGUGACUUGUGUGGAAAUGUACAGAAUAAAAAGUGAAGAAGCGCA
Molecule: messenger RNA, 14042 nt
Organism: Zonotrichia leucophrys gambelii
Lineage: Eukaryota; Metazoa; Chordata; Aves; Passeriformes; Passerellidae
Gene: DGKI
Product: diacylglycerol kinase iota
Exons: 35
Coding region: 177-3293 (1038 amino acids)
Biological process (GO): lipid phosphorylation; diacylglycerol metabolic process; intracellular signal transduction
Cellular component (GO): nucleus
Molecular function (GO): ATP-dependent diacylglycerol kinase activity; protein binding
Source: RefSeq, a predicted model, not a curated record